AUGGCGACACCCUCACUGCCCUGCGCAAACUGCAGCCCGGACGGCACCGGUUGUCAAAACGCUGGCAAGUCCGGCUGCGCCAACUGUUGUCUUGUUGUCUACUGCAGCUCCGAAUGUCAGAAAGCCCACUGGCCUCUCCACAAAGUCCACUGCAAAUCGCCCAUGAACAGCGAAGAUUGGAAACCUGAGUGGGUUGUGCAGAAGAGAACUCCUAGCUUCGUGCCCAAUAACGAAGUUCCGACAAGCUCCUCGUUCGGGGGAGACAGUUGGCUCUGGGGCAGCCUCCCGGCCCUUGACGUUCUCAAGCUUGAUGCGAACGAAGGAGAGCCCUACAAAGGGAAACUUUCUCUUCUCUUUGCCGCCUCUGGCGACAUGCGAAAUGUCGUCAAGACGAUUGCUCAACUUCCUCCUGGCUGGGAUCAGCCCAUCGACAUCACCAUGAAUGACAUCGACUUUGCCAUUGUCGCGCGAAAUGCUAUCAUUCUCCUCAUCGCAUUCACGGCUGGUGAUGAGAAUGAAGCGAUCGACUGCAUCAUCCAUAUCUGGUACUCGAGCUCUAUCCGCAAGUCCGACCACACCAUCCUUGAGGAUCACAUCCGUCCUCUCAUCCAGACCGUCUGCGACAAGAUCAAGAGCAAGCCUGCCGAUCGCGUCUUAGGCAAGACUUGGACUUUUGGAAAGCGUUCCCUUCGACUUGUCCUCACCAAGGCCGCUUGGGAUAAACUCUUAUCCUAUGCGACCAUCCCCGAGGGCUUGACCAUGGAGCGAGCGAACCAGAUUCGCAAGGCUGUGACGCUGCCAGAGUCCCACUUCGACUUCCUUGAGCGUCAUUAUCUGUGCGCGAUUCCCUCUCAUCGCGUCCCCCAGCAACGGUAUCGCGAGGACGGAGUCCUUCAGCCGUUUGGAGCUCAACGCAGCGAGUUUUCCAUCCCGAACCCAACGUUCUUCCAGCCUCCAUUCCACUGGCCAAUCCCGGGUGGUUUGGAUCCACGCGACGGAUGGUCUCCGAAAGACCUUGAGGAAACUGACAAUGGACCGGCGACUUCCGACAUCUAUGGCAAACUCUUCACCCAUCUUCGUUCUGUGCUCAAGUCCUUCAUGUCGCGUGUUGCGAACACCAACAUCAGCUUUCAGCUACUCAACAUCGAAGCUACUAAGCUUCUUGACCAGCUUGAAGAGGGGUCGUUUGACCGCACCGAGGUUUCCAACAUCUCGGACUCUGUCCAUUUAGGGCCCCAUCUCACGGUCCUUGUCAUGUCACCUUUGCUUCGAUCAUUGUCCGACAAUCCCCACGCAACCCUCAUCACACGAUUCGAGGUCGCCAUCGAGAACGCCAUGACAAAAGAAGAUCAUCGAGCCGGGACUCAGAACGAGAGAGCCCAGAAUGAAACAAUGGCUGUCCUCUCAGACUAUCUUCCAAUGCGUCGCCCGCCUACUUGCGCAUGGGAUGUAGAGAUCGUCAAAUGGCAGUAUGCUUCAGAGCUGAUUCGCACCUAUGACCAUAUCUAUGACAGGAUUGCACACAAUCUCGAGUUCCACAAGUUCCCAGAGUAUCUUCAGGUCGGGAUCAAGGACAAAAACACCAUCAUUGAGAAAUGGCCUUUCAGACUCAAGCUCAAGUUUGGACAGGAAGGUGCACAGCAGGAGUUUGAUCGCGUGAUGGGACAGGCAUUCACUACAAAGGCGUUUUACUUGGAGUUCAAGAGGGUCUAG
This is a messenger RNA of Fusarium mangiferae, 1713 nucleotides long. RefSeq lists its product as uncharacterized. Bases 1 to 1713 code for a protein of 570 amino acids. The transcript has 6 exons. The record is from RefSeq and is a predicted model, not a curated record. Lineage: Eukaryota; Fungi; Ascomycota; Sordariomycetes; Hypocreales; Nectriaceae.